ACAAGUAACGGGAAAAUGGAACGUGCUGUGAAUAUCUGUUUUGUUCUCUCCGUAAUUUUACUGAAAUGUACACACGGUUACAAGGAGAUGCCCGGAUUGAGUGGCAAGAUGUUCCCGAAGACUGCCACGUUCCACUUUCCAGAGUACGCCUACAAGGAGACGAGUAAGAAUGAAAUAACCUACCACGAACAGGAGGUGGCCUGCGAGCAGCACACCCAGUGUGUCAAUCUCAACGUGGGCGUGACCAAGAUCAACUGCAUAAGGCACUGCAUAUCUCCAUCCUGCUACCAGGAUAUCUAUGCCUUCAACGCGCUGGAGGAGGGUGAAAUCGAUGUGAGACUGAACUCCUUCAAGGGGUGUGUCAUCCAGAGGAUGUAGCAAAAGUCCCCGCUCCUGCACCAUCUAUAUCUCACGGAUUACCUGCAGGAGAUGCAAUGGAAGAUCACCGAAUAUCUUCGCCAGUGGAUCCCCCUCGCCUAACCCUCUAGCUUUUUCUUAAGUAUUCAGAUGGGAACUGAGUCUACGACAUUUACGAUAAUUUAUGCAUUAGUUAGAAUACUUUAUACAUUCGAUUGGACUGCCACAUAAAUACUAUAACUGAAUUAAUAAACUGUCAUAUCAGUAUGAA
This is a messenger RNA of Drosophila persimilis, 628 nucleotides long. RefSeq lists its product as uncharacterized. NCBI's taxonomy places the organism in Eukaryota, Metazoa, Arthropoda, Insecta, Diptera, Drosophilidae. Bases 16 to 378 code for a protein of 120 amino acids. The transcript has 3 exons. The record is from RefSeq and is a predicted model, not a curated record.